Messenger RNA from Boeremia exigua, 2752 nucleotides. Its product is annotated as fungal-specific transcription factor domain-containing protein. Gene Ontology annotation, cellular component: nucleus. Lineage: Eukaryota; Fungi; Ascomycota; Dothideomycetes; Pleosporales; Didymellaceae. The transcript is spliced from 9 exons. The record is from RefSeq and is a predicted model, not a curated record. Gene Ontology annotation, molecular function: zinc ion binding; sequence-specific DNA binding; DNA-binding transcription factor activity, RNA polymerase II-specific. The coding region runs from base 157 to 2298 and encodes 713 amino acids. Gene Ontology annotation, biological process: DNA-templated transcription; positive regulation of transcription by RNA polymerase II.
CACUAUCUAAGCACACGUUGCAGACAGGCGCUCCCAUGAGCAUUAUCGGCCUUGGCGUGAGGGGUUCGCGUUCACACAACGGUGUUGGUUGUUUCUACUUUGAGGCUUCUCCUAGGAGAUGUUCUGUGACUAGCUUGUUCUUGUCUGUGAGCGGCCAUGCCUUCGCCUUCGCCUUCUGACAUGCCAAAGCCCGGAACAUCGAGGGCAAGUGUCGCAUGCGACGCGUGCCGUAAGCGGAAGGUCAAGUGUUCUGGUAACGUGCCUUGCGUCUCCUGCCAACGCAGGUCGAUACAAUGCACUGUUGCAGAAGACAGCAGGAGGAUCGUGGUUUCAGAACGGUACCUUCAGUCAUUGCACCUACGUCUCAGGCGCUUUGAGAAUGCAACUCGCGCGUCGGUGGGCACAGAAGACGUAGAUGAGGUAGAAGCGCAGUUUGAAGAGGAUAACGAUUUAUCCCUAAUGCGCGUGCCGGAAAUGUCUCGUAACGAGUUGACUGAGCAAGUUGAUGAAGACUCUUGGGAGGCAGAUUUGAGCGAAAGUCCAUUUCCUGAUGAUACAUCGUUCAUCAAGGACAACCGAUCAUCUGAGGCUCGAUGGUUGUAUGUCGCUCAGUCAUCGAGCUGGUCCUUCGUGUUCAGAGUCACCGACCUUCUCCAGGAAGCUACAACAGCAGCAACCGAAGAGCUGCGUUUCCCUCUUGACGGUGAUGCCUACCCCUUGAGGUGGGAUCAUAUUCAAGAGUCCAAUUGGCUGCGAUCGAUACCACCACGUGACUACGCGAUCUACUUGUUGAACUCAGUCAAGUUUCAUCUAAGCCAUAGGUUGCAAUUCUUCGAUCACGAAGCUUUCGCCACAAAGACCGCGGAGUUCUACAAUAGUCCACUUGAAACUGCCCGUUCAUCUCGGCUCUGGUGUGUCCAAUUUCUUGUGAUAAUGGCUUUUGGCAAAGCACUCCUCGAGCGCCCGCGCAAUCACAUCGUACCUUCGGGCUUCGAGUUUUUUGCGCGAGGUAUGUCACUCUUAACAUGCGUGCCUGAGCUACAGAGGACUGAACCUAUCCUGACAAUCGAAGUACUGGCAUUGAUAGCGCUGUACAUGUAUUGUAUUGAUUACAAAGCUUCUGCAUACGCUUAUAUAGGUCAAGCUGCACGACUGGCAAUGCAUUCUGGCCUGCAUACGAGAUUACCGGUAGAACGCUUCGGUGUCGAAAUCGCUCACAGAUACAACUGUCUAUGGUGGUCCAUCUACAUCAUGGACCGGCACAUUGCCUCAGCUACUGGUUGCCCCACUGUGGUUCAUGAAGAGGACAUCACUGCGCCUCUACCGAUAACAUUUGGAUCUUCUCAGAGACACAUCGUCUACACACUACAUGUAAAGGUGUCACGCCUGGUCUCCAAGGUCUUGAGCACUGUCUAUGUAUCUAAUAACGCAGUUGAUCGGACCUUCCUGGAACGAACCCGACGUCUCCUGAAGUCUCUUGCGGGACUGGCUAAGGAGCUUGAAGACACCAUACAAAAUCAACUUCAAAGCCCCAUCCAGGUUGAUCUUGCUUCAGUAACCCUCCUGACAUUGGCAUAUCACGAGUGUGCAAUACUAGCGACCCGGCCAGUGCUCUUGUCUUUGUUGAAACGAAGGCUGAAGAAUGGUACACAUCAUCAGAGAUCGAUGCAGCAGAAUUCCGACCGACCAAAUACUCUCGUGGAUACAUGUGCAAAUUCCGCAGCGAAAAUAAUCGAAUUGUUGACUGUGCGAUUAGACAACAACAUGAUAGAGGUCUUCCUGCCAUUUCAACUGGACACGCUCUCAUCUGCGUUGAUCGUGCUACUUGUCAUUCGUGCUGUAUCUUUCACGACUCACAACGUUCUCAACUUGGAAGAACGAGCACACGCCAUUUUCGACGAGAUGAUCGCACAAAAGAAUCCUAUCGCGAAGUACCGAAAGGCGGAAGCUGUUCACGUGAAAGAGCUUCUUGCUUCGUUGGACAGCGCAGCCAGGCUGACUGAUAACAAGCAAGCCUUUGGCUUGUCGGCAGCACUACAAAGACCCCAAUCUCUUAAUUCGAUUGCUCCAGAACACCCGGCCUUCUCGAAUGACUUUACAUGCGCAAGCGGCUCAAGCGACUUUGCUACUCAGUUCUCUACCGCGACGUUUCCGGUAUUCCCUAUGGUGCCAAAUGACGUAUUCCUUAUGAAUUUCGGUCUUUCGUCUGAAGCUCUCGAGUACGUUGCCAACCAAGUCAUGUUCGAUUCUCCAUUGAGUCAUUUCGCAUCUAUGUCUGCAAGCGAUGGGCAACAUUGAAAAGCAAUAUCCUAUGAAAGGACAAGUACCAAGAAAUUGAUUAAAGCCCUUCCAGUAUAGUUGGGAAGGCCAUAGAUUGCAUCGAUUAGUGUUCUUCAUGUACCCCUUAUACCCUUAGUUAGCCCUGACCUCCUCAUGGCGCGCGUAGGCAGGGUCCACAUUAUGUACGCACCACGUCUUGGUUCUGCACAGAGCCGAGACUCACCACGAUGGAAUAAAAUUCGUGAAUUUCUUCCAACGAUGAAGACCGUGAUAGUCUUUAAGUUCGAUCAGGUUUUCUAUGACAGCCUCUGUCAACCGGUCGAAAGGUCUACGGUUGCAGGAUUGCGCCAUUGGGGUCGCGAGCAGAACUUGCACAGCAAUGUGAGUCUGAGAUUCACAUAAUACUCUUAGUAGAGAAACUGGCUCUACCGUGAAACAUCUGCGAUCCAUAUUGCGCACUUAUGUAAGGUCG